UGCAUCUCUCUGUCUGUACUUUUGUUGGUAAGUAUUGGUAGGUAUUCGACGGAGCAGAUACUUACUGUUUUCAACGAUCAUUAUUAUUUUUUAUAUUCAUUGAGCCUGCUGCCAAAGUUACUGCUGGCGUCUUGGAGAUUGGUAUAGCUCUAGGCCUAGAGAUGAUUUCGUGAGGUUCUUUCUUGGCUUGCCUUGAUAUACCUUUUUGUAAUUUUUGAAGGCUACUGACAGGCCCAACCCAGCUAGCCUAGCCUAGCCUGGCCCUGGGUUUAGGAGUAUAUAUAAAUGAUUUAAAAUUCAUUUCUAACCUCAUUUCUCUGAAGUCACCAAACAAAGAAAAAAUGCCGACACUAUCAGCAAGACAUUCCUCAUCAAGGCCAGCAAACCUACCUGUCAUUGAGCAUCCCUUAAGCCGACAGGCAAAGAAAAACACUCUAAAUAUCAUUGGAUCAGCAUCAGGUGAUGUUGUUAGUCCAAGACCAUUCUCUAGGCCGACAUCAGUUAGACCCAGACGUGAGCAGGGGAAUCUUUUGCCAUCUUUACGGCCUGAGAGUUGCCCACUGCUUAAACAUCAUCGCAUGCUGACAUGGCCUCCAGUUCAUGAAGUCAAGUCUGGACAACAGAAGGCUAGUAUACCCAAACAGACAGUGAUUGGCAAUUCCCUACAAAGCAGAUACAGUUCAGAUGAGAUUACAUUGGAUAUUGUUGCUAACAGUAUUAGAUUUAUAGACACAAGAUAUGGAUUAAAACUAUUGACAAGAAUAAUGAGAUCAAACAACAAAGCAAAUAGUACCCUUGCUCUCUUGUUAAAAGUAUUUGUUUUGGAUGCUAAUAAAACAAUAUCUUUUGAUGAAUUCAUGUCAGCAUUUCGUGAUUCUGAGGUUGUUCAACGGGAAUGGAUGAGUCCGUAUACACGUAAAGAAGUGUGCGCACAACGCAAACGAGCUCACACAGAAGAUCACUUGCGCGAUUACACACUUGGCAACCAUAUUAAGGAUGGUGACUAUGUCUCAGCAACAUAUGCUAAUGCCCUCCUGAAAGAUAAAUGCCAGCGGAGUGAUUUCAAUCUACGAGAUCAUUUAGCACCAUGCUGUUUUGGGAAGAAAGGGGUGAUUUUACCACCUCAACUCCAGGAAUGCCUUGCGAGCAUCGGUGCCCUGCUUGAUGACUAUGAAAUGAGAAAGCUAUGGCAAAGAUAUGAUCUCGAAAACACUGGUAAGCUGUGUUCAGCUCGGUUUUUUCACUUAUUGGGUCUGAAUUUAGAAGGACGGCCAAAGGUCAAAGUUAUACCAACAGUAUCAUCAUAUGGGAUAAUGGAUUCAGGCAUGUUACAGGAUCAAAUUAUGGAAGCAGAAAACAGCCGUAAUUUACAGAAGACACUAAGGAACAUAAGAAAUGAUCCAAAGAGGAAUGCUUUAUCCAGCAAUCAUCUGCAUCAUCACAGUGACAUUAUGUCAGUCAUUUUUAGCAAGGUUGAGGAAAACUUCCUGGCCAUUAUGGCAGCUUGUAAGGAUGUAGACUAUACUGGAGAUGGCAGCAUCACCAAAGAUGACUUCCAGAUGAUCCUCAGACAGCACAACAUUCCAAUGGCUCUUGUAGAAUUGGACAAGCUUCUUGAGAGAUGUAGAGCUGAAAGAUCACCUGGAUGUGUAAAUUACAAAGAUGUUCUCUAUAAGUUCAUGUCAAGGUCAGAUCAUGGUAUUGCUCACAAAAUGAUCUCAAAUCCAAAUCACAGGUUCAUUACAGGUACCAAAUAUCCGAGAGGCAACUUACCAGUUGAGGAGGCAGAAGCGAAAAUGGUUGAGGUCUUUCAUGGGUGUUUUCUCAAAUUAUUAGGUUUUUUCAGGCAAUUUGAUACAGCAGAUAUUCAGGUCAUUAGCCGGAAUCAGUUCCAAACAGCCCUUGAGCAGGUCCUUAAUAUAUCACUGACAGAGGAAGACCUUCAGAAAAUCUUAUUACAAUUCAGCCAGGAAGAAGAUGGUCUUGUGCCAUAUCCAGAAUUCCUUGGACUUUUCAACAAAAAAAGGAUACGACCUGUUUUAGCUCCUGGUUCUGCACAAUCAAGGUACAAGACCAAUCAUAAUCGAAGCCAAAUGGAAUCUCCACGUCAACUUGAGGAAUCACAGCCAAUAGAUGAGCCUAGCCAAGAAAAAACUCUUGUGUCAAAAAAUCAGGAGAAAAAAAUGGAAGCACGCUACAGAUCUGUUGCAGAGUUGAGUGACCUUGUUGAAGAGGCUAUUCGUACAAAGAGCCUCAUUGCUCAUGAAGCCUUCCAGCGGCUGGAUCCAAAGGCUACAGGAAGGAUGUCACGGACACAGAUGCAUUAUUGGCUACAGGAGCUUGGACUUCUUCUACAUCCUACAGAGCUGCAAAACCUGUGGACAUCACUGAACCUAGCCCGAGACGGCAUGGUCCAUUAUGCAGAAGUUUAUGAUUUCUUUAUGUCUAGGUACAAGCAAGAAGUUGUUCUUAAGAGUAUAGAGUCUGUACACUCUGCAAGUAAGGUAGAAAGUGAUUCCAAGAACCAAUUUAAACUUCAGCCCAAUAGCAUCUUGAAAAGAAUAGCACCAAAGGUGGUUAAUAACUGGAACUACAUCAAGAAGAGCUUACGAGAUCUAGACCCACAAGGCAUGGCAUCUAUACCAAUUUCAGAUUUCCAGAGUUUAGCCCGUUACCUAAAGUUUAAUUUAACAAAUGUUGAGCUUAAUGAGCUUAGUCUUCGAUUUGAUUUUAAUCACAAUGGACAGUUUCAUUAUUUACAAUUUCUGCAACUUUUCUUAGAACAGCCUGUCAUAAAAAAGCCCACCACAAAAUAUGAUCAGUACACACAUAGGCUGACUGCACAGGUUAAAGACGCCAACACAACGGUCGCAUCUGCCAUGUUGAAACUCAGGAAGAAGCUGCUUCAAAACUGGCAGAGUCUACGUAGGGCUUUUCGUAAAGCAGACAUCAAUAAUGACGGCUACCUCAGUGUCCUGGAAUUUAAGAAUAUUCUUAGCAGUAUGGGAAUCAACUUGCUGGAUGAAGAUUUCUACCACAUUCUCAGCGAGUUUGAUGAGAAUUUGGAUGGCAAGAUAUCAUACAAUGAGUUUAUAUACAAACUUAUUGAAUAAGGUCCCUGUUAAUUUUUUUUUGUUACAUGACAACAUUUGGCAAUAAAUUUGGCAAGUCAAUCACCAACAUUUUGGAAAUUUAGUAUGAAAACAAAGAUGAAGUUUAAUCCUAAUUUUGAUUAAGAUAAAUUUCAAGUUUUUACAUACAGAUCCUGUACAUAUCGUACAUAUCGUCGCUCACAUCACGAACUAACACAAUUAAAUUCAAUUGUGUUAGUUCGUGAAAUCAAAAAAGCGCGUCAAAAUACGCGCUGUUGUCGUUAAGGACUUUUUGUGUGGUAAAGAAUACAAAAUUGCUUGACAACCAAUACGCGCUCGUUUUGACGCGCUACAGUGAUUUCACGAACUAACACAAUCUACUUUGAUUGUGUUAGUUCGUGAUGUGAGCGAUGAUAUAGAGCCUUAACUUUAUAUACAUGCACAGGAUCUGUAUGUAAAUUUCAGGAUUCGUAACAUAGAGGCUAAGUUAAACAUAUCUUGGACUUUCAUUGAUGAUGCCAUGUUUUCUAAUUAAUUCAUGAUUGAUAAUUCAGAAGAGAUAAACAAAUGUCAGUGAGGUGAGUAUUUGGUAGAAUGUGUUUUUUGAAACAACAGUGCUUGGGGAAGACAACUUGCGUAUUAUUUGAAAUCAAGUUCACUGAAUCAUAUAAUUAGCAAAAGCAUAUAUAAACGUGCAAAAUGCACCCCCAAAUUCAAGAUAUAGAAAUUGGCAUUAAUGAAAUAUGUUGAUGAUAAGAUUCAUGGUGUGUACAUAAAAUUAAGUGCUUGUAUAAUCCAUUAAAUGGCACAAUGACUGAGUGAUUGUAAAUAUUAAAGUUAUUCAUACCUACAUGUAUCUUGGAUAACCAAGUACUAGAGCUUCCUCAAAUUUUUUUCACCAAGAAAAAAUUUAACAUUUCUGAAAUCUUUACUUUUUAUUAAGUUUGAAGAGAAACACCAUUCUCCCCAAGAUAAUCAUAAAGUAACAUAAUUCAAAUUCAACUUUAUUGCAAUCAGUCAUUUUGUGAUGGGAUGAAGCAGGCAAUGUUAGUCAUGUAUAUGUACAGUAUUCAAUUCAAGGGGUAUUGAAUAUCUCACUGUGAAUUUCAUUUGAGUUCUUGGACCAUGCAUUUUUCUUUCUACCCAUGUGUGUUCCUGGUGGACUCAAAUACUCCAAAAAAGUGCCGAGGGGAAUAAUGUGAAUUUCAAAUGGCAUUUCCAUUUCUCGGACCCUCACACAUGUUGAAAAUGUGUAAAGUGUUCAGGGACCAUUAUACUAUAGGUAGGCAGUGAUAGAUUUGUUCCAAUGUUUUUACAAUCCUGCCACUAAACAGUCAUAUGUUGUCAUAAUUUGUUUUGAGUCAUUUUGCAGCAAUUAAUUUUGUUAAGCAUUUGCAAAUGAAAGAUGAAUUCCCUUAUUUGUAUUUUACGAGAUGGACAAUAAAGUUAUCUAUCUAUAGAUCUAUGUGUCGGAUGGAGGGAAUCAAUUUUAUUUAAUUAUUUUGUAGAGCCAUUAUAUAAAAAUACCAGAUAUAAAUAUGUAUACUUCAAAUUAAAUUUAAUCUAAUGCGCUCCCUUAGGAAUUUUCACAUUUGAUAAUAUCUUUAUAAUUUAUGAUAUCGCUAAAUAUGGUUGAGAUGUUGAAAUAUUUAUCAUUAAAGUUAUCCAACAAUAAACCUGAUAUAAAUCAAUGUUCUACAUAUCCAUUUAUUAUCCUUGCAUCAAUUCCUCUCGAAUCGCGCAAUAUAUCAAAUUUAAAGAUAUUCUUAAUACUGCCACGUAAGUGUCAUGAAAUUGAUAAUUGAAAAAAAAAUGAAUUGCUUAUGUCGUAUAUUUGAAUAAAUUAUUAUCUUUGAAAAAAAAAAAUUGAACAGAACCAACUUUCCUCACUAAUUGACAUGACGUACAAAUAAUAGUUGUUAUAUUCUUUGCAUACACUCUUAAAAUUUUGCUGGAUUUGAUAAUUUUUGUAAUAAAUGAUGUGUGACAUAUGAAACGUGAGCAAGUUAUACAUUUUAAAAGUUUUUUGCUCUAUUUACAUUUAGAUGACAGUUUAUUUUUAAGUUAACUGUACAGCAACAUUUUUUUUUGGUGUGAUGUUGGUAUGUGUCAAAUUUAAACAGAAGACCAGUAGUUAAAGCACUGCUGUCUUCAGCUGAUCUGUUAAAUCCUCGGUAUUCUGGCAUUCCAAUAUUUUGGAAUGUUACUCAUCUCCAAAUCUAUAAGGAUAUCAGCUGUAAAAUAAGAUUAAUGCUGAAAUGCCUGUCAGCCGCUUGUGCUUUCAUAAAUGUGAGCUACAACAUUCAGUACAUGUAGAAGCAACUAAUGGACCAAUUUAGAGUAUCUGAAUGAGAUUUUUAAAUUUCAAUCAAUAUCAUUUUGGACAAGGAAGCAAUAAUACAUGGACAACAAUAAUAGUUCCUAAACCUUGAGAAUAAAUUCUUCAAUUAUAUAGUGCAUAUAUUAAUGAUGUGUCUAUAUAUGGUAAUGCUGUGAUGUCAUCAUGACUAUAUUUAGGCAUGUCACAUGUUUUUGUCAUAUACAAUUUGAUAGUUUGGACAGCGCUUAAAUGACUGCAAACUCUUUUCUUGUGACUACCCCCUCUUACUCCCCCCCCCCUCCACACAAAAAAGUACAAAGUGAUGACCUUUUGGGAUCAUCAUUUUCACAUUUUCAUGCUGUUAAACCCUUCUGCUACCAUUUUAUUUUUACUCAUGAAAGUGGUGCAAAAUAUGUAUGACCCUUUAAAUAUAAUGAUUGUAUUAUUUUUAAACUUUAUUUUGAAAGGAUAUUAUCCUGCUGAAUAUAAAGACAAUCUUUAAGUUGUUUUGGUGUCCUGUCUAAUGUAAAUAUGUGGGGGUGUGUAUUUGUGUGAUAAUGUAUAAAGUAUAUUCAACCUGUAAAAGUCUUGAAAAUUUAUUUUGUAAUGGGAUAUCUUAUUAUAUAUUUUAAAACCUCUCAAAAUGAAAUUUAAGAACAUUGAAAAUCAUAGAAUGUGCUUUUUUGUUGAAACAAUGUUUUUGAAUUCUCAGAGGAAACCAGUUUCAGGAACCUCUAUUUCACAGAUAAAAUGUGUUGCUUAUAAACCUGACAGGCAUUGCAUCUUCUUUAAUAAGAAUAAUAUGAUUUUAUAGCAUUGUCUAGAGAAUUUAUUUUAAGUUUAAUUGAAGUUUGGUUUUCCAAGGGAAUUCACUAUUCAUGUAUGUGUCAAUCUUUGAAUAUUUGCCAAAACUGCGGCAUUGUACAUGAUUGUAUGAUCUUGCAUUUAUGAUGUAGCUGGGGGUGGAUGCUGACAUAUUAAUAUUGGGAUGUAUAUACUGUAUAUAAUAUGUAUAUCCAACAAAAUGCUGUAUGUUUGAUGUGCAAUUGUUGAACUACUGUAGAAUUAUGGCAUCAUUCUUAAUAUUUACAUUCCAAAAAAAUUUAGAAUUUUAGCUUUAAUAAAAUUGGCCACAUUCUUUA
Molecule: messenger RNA, 6554 nt
Organism: Anneissia japonica
Lineage: Eukaryota; Metazoa; Echinodermata; Crinoidea; Comatulida; Comatulidae
Product: EF-hand calcium-binding domain-containing protein 6-like
Exons: 22
Coding region: 342-3113 (923 amino acids)
Cellular component (GO): nucleoplasm
Molecular function (GO): calcium ion binding
Source: RefSeq, a predicted model, not a curated record